ACAUUUGUCUCAAUCAACAUCAGUGAUGGUACCUAUUUCAAAUGGCCACAUGAGGGCUGGUGAAACAUCUGCCACUACAGUCACUUCAGUACAGCGUUAUAUCUCCCCUUUUUUAGUUUGCACAUACAUGCGUACGUACGCCACAAUACUAAAGCCCAAUUUCAAUUAUCUUCAUUCAGUCGCUCACAUCACUCUUUCAGUUCCUCUCCAUAAUCGUGACGAUUCAAAGUAAUUUGUGAACAAUUUGAGGAACAGCUGUUUGAAGGGGAGUGAUCUCAACGGAGUAGAGAUUGCUGGGUCGAAGGGAGAUUGGGUGGAUCAGUGUUGAUGAGUGUACUACAUAACUUGAACACUCCAAAUGACGGGAUGAACGCGAGGAGCUGAGCGGUGAGCGGCGCACAUACUGUACAUUCUCUAAUUCCGCUCUUCAUUCAGAGUAUGGCAUGACCUUCGGAAAGCGGGGCGGUGACUCGUCAUCCGGGUCAAGAUGGGGAUUCCCCGGAGGUGAACAGAUAAACAGUAUAGAACAACACAUGAUCCUUAAAUAAUAUGUAGUGAACUACAAAGUAGGAUCAUGGAGUUGCUUAAAGUGGAGCGUAAGAAAUGGUGGGAGAGAGAGCGAGAGAAUGUGACGAUGGAUGAUAGAUAGAUAUAGGGAGCAAAGGGAGAGAAAGUAACAGAUGGGUUUGUGAGGAUUAAGUGAAAUCUGGGUGGGUUUGUGAUAGAAACUCACCCAAGAAAGGCAGAAGCGUGAGGAAGAGAGGGAGAGAAAAGGUAAAGAAAUUUAAUCUGUUAGAGGACAGAGUGUAGAGGGUCGAUGUCUCUGAAGGCCUUAUAUGGUAUGUUUUUUUGCUUCUUUAAUUUCAGUUUCCUUUUUUUUGCUUCAUUCACAAACAUCGGUUCAGUAACUUUCAUGCAUGUAUUGUACAACCGUAUGGGGGGACAAGGACUCUAUGGAAAGCCCGGCGAUAUGCAGCACAGAGAAAAUACAACUGGACACAACUGUAUACCAGCGAACACAUGACAAAUCCAUGUCAUAUACUGGAAAUAUGGGAUGUAGCAUAUGGACGUAAAAUCUGGAUCAGCAUGUAAAGGGUGGAGGAAUAUCGACAGGACUAAUUGAAGAAGGUGACAGGCUAGCCCUCAUCCAAUCCAUCUGGCUCGGCGAAUAAAUUCCUCCACUCUAUUGCUUCUUCUUCUACUUCUUCCAUCCCAUAAUUUUCUCACAGUUUCCUAAUCCCACUCUGCCAUACCAUCCCUUUGUCAAUCCCCCUUUCUCUAUAUCGCUCCAUUCCAUUUCCCUCAUUCUGCCUUGUCAUUGAGUCCCCCCACAGUUCCCCCCCCUAAUCGUUGUCACUGCCCUCACUCUAGCUGAUCUCUCAUCUGUCAUCCCUGUACCGGUCCUCUAACCAGCCCCAUCACUCUGUUUCACCAUCAUUCGUCUCAAGCUCCUCUUGAGACACCCCGUCUCUCCCCCGACCUCUCUCCCACCUCUGUCUCUCCAUCGGAGGGCCACUAUUUCUCUUAGCAGUGGCCCUCGCCCCACACCCAUAAGCCACCAUGCUGGAGAACAUGUCACGAUGCAACCGCUCCCUGCUCUCCCUGUCCCUGACCUCACUGGCCCUGGCACUGUCCAUCCUGGCCUUCUGCACCUCGUACUGGUGCGAGGGGACCCACAAGGUUGCCAAGCCCCUCUGCCUCUCCCCGGUCAAGUUGAAGAACUGCGGCCAGAACAACAGCCAGCCCUACACCACAGAGAGUCCCACUCUGGACCCUAAGAAGCCGUCAAACAACAUCACCUUGUCGCCACUGGAAAAGGAAGAGCAGGCGAGGCUUGAGAAAAAGGCCCUCGCCAACGCAGUGCACUACAUCUGGGAGACGGGCGAGGACAAGUACAUGCUGCGCUACUUCCACACAGGUUUCUGGUUGUCCUGCGAGGCACACAACGAGGAGGAGAAAUGCCGGAGCUUCAUUGAAUUGACUCCAGGAGAGACACAAGGGGUGCUGUGGCUGUCAGUAGUAUCAGAGUUUGCGUACAUAGGCCUGUUGGCCAUGGGCUUUCUCCUCAUGUGGGUGGAGGUGCUGUGUCUCUGUGCCCAUAAGGAGAUGUACGCUCUCAAGAUCAACGCCUUUGCCGCUAUAUGCACUGUCCUUUCAGGUCUGAUGGGGAUGGUGGCUCAUAUGAUGUACACCACAGUGUUCCAGAUGACUGUGAGCAUUGGGCCAAAAGAUUGGAGACCACAGACCUGGGACUACGGCUGGUCAUUUGUUCUGGCCUGGAUCUCCUUCAGCUGCUGCAUGGCGGCGGCUGUCUUCACCCUCAACUCCUACACCAAGACGCUGAUAGAGAUGAAGCACCGAGCCCGCGUUCGUCUAGAGGAGGCCCGGGCGGCCAUCCAGGCGCCCUCCUACGACGAGGUGUUGCAGGCGGCCGGGGCCGUCUGCUCAGUCAGCGGCCUGCUCCAGCACUGCAAGCAGGGGGCGUUGAUCGACCCCGGUCCGGGGGUUCCAGAUCACAGAGGGCUGGUGAUGAUGGCUGGUGGCUGUGGGACAAAGGGGUGUGAGGACUGCGAGAGAGAGAUGGACGAGAUUGAGGACGCCCUGGAUAGGGAGGAGAGGGAGGAGAUGGAGGGAGAGGACUGUGAGAGGUGCUGAGGGAAGGGAGGAGGAGAGGUUAAAAAGAGGUUCUAGCCACCUGAAACUUAUUUUUGUCUUUUUAUUUUUUACAUGUUUUGGAUUGAGCUGUGAAAUGGACCGUGCUUGAUUUCAGUACCUCAACCCAUAAAUGACAUCUGAGUAGAUAAAGCUCUGUAAAACCACACACAGAGAUUGACAUGUAUUGUCUGGGUCGAGAUCAAUAGAGACAAUCGCUAAGAAAUGCCUGGCAUUGGCCACAUUUAACAUAUAUAUUAUAUAUAAUUUUUAUUGUGUUGAUGGUAACCCUGUUAUUACUAUCCUGAUAUUGAUAGUAACUGUGGUGACAUUGUGAAUAAAAGUGUUUUAAAAAAGUGAAA
Salvelinus fontinalis (brook trout) is the source of this 3014-nucleotide messenger RNA. Its product is annotated as germ cell-specific gene 1-like protein. NCBI's taxonomy places the organism in Eukaryota, Metazoa, Chordata, Actinopteri, Salmoniformes, Salmonidae. The transcript is spliced from 8 exons. Gene Ontology annotation, cellular component: plasma membrane. The record is from RefSeq and is a predicted model, not a curated record. The coding region runs from base 1561 to 2655 and encodes 364 amino acids.